UAACGAAAUUGCAGUAUGGGGUGUGAAGCGCUGAGAGCUUCUUAACGGCCUUUUUUCCCAGCUAUACAACAGAAGGGCCACGUGAUCUCCGCGCAGCCAAUCGGGGCUCAGCAAGUUGACGUUGCCGACUUCGUCUCUCCGCGCCGCCGAGGUUCAAAUGCGAGUUAGCGGUCGGUUGUUCCUAUCGUGGUCGUGCUUUUCUGUCCCUUUCUGGCUGCUCGACAGCGUCCGAAUGGGAAGAAAAUCUCGAGUAACGAACGCUCGAUUUUUAUCGACGCGUUGAAGCUCGACCGUACGCCGUGCAGUGCAGUCAGAGAAGUGGCGUGGGCCUGCUGCCAACAGGAUGAACCCUGGCCAACAGGUGCCAAGCAUCGAGCACUGUUAUUGGCUUCAUGGAUGUGCUGGGGGCUUUGCUCACUCUCCUCCUGUCCAGCUCAUGCACUGCUGUACCGCUGCCACUGAAGCCAACAUUAGAAGCCCUCUCCACUGACCAUCAGGGGUUGAGCUUGCCAGAAGCAGGACAACCAAUCAACACCAGUGCGGAUGGCAGCCUGUCAACAUUCACUCCACCGGCACCGACAGAAACGACAAAGUUAGCUAAUGAUGCUUUCUUGCAGAGUUCUGUGGACAUCACAACUGCCGAGCCCCACCACCACACUUCGAUAUUCCCUGUCCCCAGCAUGUCUGUAAAGAACACUAUGGGGGACACCGUUUUGUCAACUGCAAAGAUGAUAGGUAGUGAAGAUGUUGUGAGUGCAUCAAAAAACAAGGAAUCCACGGUGGUGGAAACACUCUCCUAUCUGCAAACUACUACACAAGCCUCUUUGGAAUUGGAUGUGCUUGAUUAUGAACUAAGCUCGCUCAAGAACAAGUCAGCGGAUAGACAGGUGACCACAUACUCUGGAAGCAUGCUGUCGGCCUGGGUUGAUGUGACAACUGCACUUCCUGAUCCAACUGGGAAAAAGCUGCUGAAGCCAACCGGUGACCCUACACUGAGUAAGUCAUCAGUUGUAAGUGUGUAUAAAGCACCCACAUCGCCGUAUGUUGUUGGUGAAAAGGAGGCAACUACACCAAUGUCAUUUACAGUUCCUAAGGUUACCAGUCGUAACCAAGCUAAUAACAAAGACCUGCAUGUUUUAGUGGAAGGACCAACCACUGAAGAGCUUACAAGUCAAGUUCCACCAACUGCAAAUCCUAAUGUAACAACUCAUGACUACUUUGGAGUACAAAGCCUGAUGUGGCCUACUGCAGUGAAUAUUGCAUUUGCUGUGAAUUCUCAUACACUAAACGUUACAACCACAGAGUCAAUUCAAGCAACCACAGUGUUGUCCAGCACUCUCCCACCUCAGAACAAUGAGGAUUUCGUGCAAACUUCAGCACCUACAGCAAUAAACAUUAGUGUGGAGCAUGAAUCUGAAAGCAAUGAAGACGUAGAUGUUGAACGUCAGUUAGAGAGUCUUGUGUCGUCGCCAAGUCCAACAACAAGACCUUUCACUGCCCAAAGUCAGAUCAUCCAGCCUUCAACCACAGAUUCUUCAUUCUCAUCAAGUGCUGACUUGGUUGAAGUUGCAACCAAGCAAAACAACACAUUAAAUGAGAGCUCUGUAUACCAUCUGGUGACCAGCACACCACAAACCAAGGAAGACGGAGGCAACAUGCCACUAACAACAUCGAGUGACCCAGUGAACUGCACAUCAGUGUUUUGCACAGCUGAACAAAUGCCACACUCACUAACGGACUCUCCUGAUAUAGGCACUAUGGUUAAACACAGUGCUACAUUUCAGGUGAAUACAAGCCAAAAUGCAGAUGAUGAUGCAUCUUUGAGCAUUGUGCUACCUCUUGAGAAUAUAGAACCAAGUGCCACUGCUGUCACAGUGUCUGAACCUAUCCUGGAAUUGAGCACAGACUCCCUGGAACACACUGAAAUUGACAACUCGUCAGUGGUGAGUUUUGCUCUGGAAACUGGUAAUGUGACACUAGCCAAGACGACAAGCAUGCCACCCAUGUUGGUUGGCACAUCAACAACGGUUAACUCGAGUGAAGUAUCAAUGAAUCCACAGAAUCAGUCAGAUUCAACUAGCAUGCUGACACAGUAUGUCAAGAUGUCCACAGAGGCUACUGACUAUGGGCAGAAAGCAUUCCAAACAAUGCCGUCAGAAGACAGCAUAUCAACUGUUGCAGAGACUACAACAUACAGUUUUUUUGAUACUAUGCUCACAUCACCAUCCUCUCAUCAUAGAGACACAUUUCCUUUGGCAGGUGACCACGACACAUCGACUCUAAAUUAUGACAGAGAAAGUGCCACGGAGCUGACACCAUUGCAAGCCAUGAAAAAUGAAACAGUAAUGGAUAGACUACUUCCUGCUGCACCAAGUACUGCAGUAGACUCAGUAUUAAGUACAACAUUUUUGGGAGACAGUGUGGCUAACUCUGAUGAUUUUAAAAUGCCAAAUACAACUAGCAUUGUUGAACAUGAUGAGAUGCUGAGUUCAGUAGGCACAGGUGACCCUGCAGAAAUACCAAGAAUGAUUUCAGGCACUACUGCUGCACAAGUAGAGGGGCAGCAAGUGUUGCCAGCACUAACACAUGCUCCCGAUGAAAGCCUGCCGACACAACUGUUUGUGAGUGAACCAACAGAACGUUUUACACUUUGGAAGGAAAGUUAUACUGCUAGUGAGAAGCUUCAAACAACUCAAGCUUUAAGUGCUGUCACACAAAGCAGUGUGUCGUCUGAUUUCUCAUACGCUUCAAGAGAUGAACUCACUAGUGUUGUUUUGGAAGUAACAACUACGCUAUCCACAAACCAAGGCAGUUCAGAGAAGAGCGAGCCAGUUUCACCACAUACUCCAGCUCGUACAAGCGACAUCACUCCGGUAGAAAAGGUGACGUCACCACACGUGGAGCAGAGUACCUCAGAGAAGAGCAUUGUUUCCGUAACUGUGCCUUCUGAAGAGAGAACGGUGAUGCCAAGGCAUGGAACCUCGGAAGGCAGCACUUUGGCUGUGCUUUCCACUCAAGCGCCUGCCAUAUCAAGUUCAGAACAGACAGUGAAAGGCACACUGCCAACCUGUGUGCCCUUGGAGCCGCCGCGGAGUCCAACGCACGAGUUCCGGCUGGUGUUCAACACUUUGGCUGAGUUCUCCUGGGAGCAGGUGGAGGCCCUCGAGAGACGUAUCCAGUACUUUUCCAACGACAGCGCUUGCCCCCGCCGCUUUGCACGCACUGCGUUUGCCCUUGGGCCCCCGCACGUGCUCAGCUGGACUGACCCAUCGGCCAACGCAAGCUGGUGCGAUCGCGCUGCCGUAGACUUCCUGCUACAUGCCAUGCGUGCCAACACUGGCCACCCUACGCCCGAAGUGACAAGGGCUUUCUACCCAGAGUUUAAGGUUGUCGCUGUUGAGCUUCGUUACCGUGGUGCGUGUGCAGACCGCCGGGGCACUGCACCAUUUCCAAUCGCGGCUACAGCCAUUGGCAUUGCCCUCGCUGCAUCACUUGUGGCUGGCUUGGUCCUCUGGCGGGCACUGCGACUCGCACCCCCGCGGUCACGCAAGCUCACUGUCACUGGCAGGUCCUCCACAGCCCAACAGCAGCCACCUCGUGACUCGUUUGAUCUGAAGCAGCGUCGGCCCGCACUCCUUCCGGGAGAGAACAAGGCACUGGCCGGCGGCACCAAUGGCACCCCAAGCAAGAGUCCGCACACUAAGCCUAACCCCCCGUUUGUGGUCGACACGGAUUUCUGUUACAUCAAUCCCAACUUCCUGGAGGUUGUGAAGCCCUCGCCGCCACCACCGCCGCCCUACCGGAGGUCGCUUGAGAGGCGGGUGCGCAGUCUUGAGGCCGUGCCCCCUGCUCCACCCCCAAGGCCACUGCACGGUCCCCGCUCGACUCUUGGGAACCGCAGUAAGAGCCAACCGCCGGCGGAGCAGGACGAAGGAAACUGCACGUCGUCCAGUUCUGGGGUCGAGUCGGACGCACAACCGUCUGGGGAGGCCAAGUCCAAUGAGAGCAGCUGAAGGCAGUAGGGCCUUAAAUGAUGGCACAACAACAUUUCAGGCAAAUUCCACAGGCUGUAUUUCAUGUGAAUCAUUUGAUUUUUCUCUCUUUGCCCUUCCUCAUUGGCUCGAACGCCACUGGCCCCAGCUUUCUCUUUGCACUACCAUUUAGAAUGAUUGUAUUGCUGUUGAGUUUGACGUACCACUUUGUGAUUUUUCUUGGUGGAUACAAAAUGAGUUGGCAAGAAAUUGUCCAAUACCAAUAGUGCAUUCAGCCUAUGCAAGUUUUACCUAUAUGCUGUUUCAAACUGGCAUUUACUAUCAAGUCAGACAUGGUGCACAUUGAUACACAAUAGCCUUGGCCAACACAGGACAUGAGCACUUGGUGAGAGAGGCCUCAAUGCUUUGGCCAUAUUCUCAGGAGCCUUAUCUCCAGCACACAUUUACCGGAUUACCCAGUGUAAAGGCCAGAUCACUCAAAUGAGACACUAUGCUGGCUUUUAUGUCAUGCAAAAGCGAAAGUGUCAAUCAAGAGCUUCAGCUGCCCCUCAGUACUGGUGUCACAUGGUCAAUUUCCAUCGCAAUCAUGCCUUAUCUGGAUUGAGUGCUGCUACACGGUCACCUUUGAUCCCGAUCUUGCUUGAUCCAAAUACAGGUUAUUGCGAUUCAUGCACCAUGAAUGAGCUUUAAUUGUGAUCGUAGGCUGACAUCCGUGCCGUCUAGCUCAGCAUGCAAGAAAACGCUAACAUUAAAAAGCAAGAACAGAGUAAUAAAAAUGCCUAAAAAGGAUUUUUAUAAGCAAUAGUGUAUAUUUUUUUGAAAGAUAUAAAUUUUUAUUAUACAUAUCUUACAGUGCUUUGAACCCACUAACGACACCAUGUGGGCUUAAGCUCACCCAAACUUGAUCCAGAUCAUUGGACCACGUUGCAGCAAUAAUUUUUGAUUGCAGUUAAGACAUUCAAUCUCCAUCAGGCCUAGUUGCGAUCAAAAAUUACCUAUGACGCCGGUAUAAACUUUGUUCUUUCAUUGGUCCAUUCCCAGCCCUGACAAGCCUUUUUCCAUCAGUUUCCUCAUGUCAAUGCAAACACCUUAGAAAAUAUUAAAAUAACAAUGUAAGCAACAAGAAAGGAGGACACAAAAAACUAACAUUAACAGCUACAUUCAAUGACUGAAGUCAUUGGAAGCAGCAUAAGACUAUGCAUAAUAAUAUAAGACCAAAUGCAGGAGAUUUGUGACAAGAGAUUGUCUGUCUUAGUGAUCCAGGUGUGACACUACUGUGUGACAGGCAUUUCCCACCCUCAGAAAUUCCAAUAAGUCUGUAUGUUGGCUCAUCAUUAGGCGUGCUUUGGAACUGCACUGACCUCAUGAUUUCAUAGGUGCACUGGUGCUAAAAACCAGAGCAUACAACGAAGUCUCGUCAAGUGUUGCACAUCGAGCUGCAACAUCUUGGUUUCACGUGCAGAAUCUCUAAAACUGCAUGAUCGUCAAACAUAAUUGCUGGCAAACUUACUUUAUACUGUACACUUGAAACCCUUAUGUACUGACCCUUACAUUUUAAAACUGAGUUUGUGACUAAAAGAGGAAAAGAGCUGCGAAUUCGGACAGGAUGUGAGUCGCAGUUCUUUUUCUCUUUUAAACAUGUCGAACUGACUGGCCCAAAGUUCCCCCUCUUGAACCUGAGUUGAUGACACUUGUUUCAGCAUACCAGUCUUUUUUUUUUAAAUUGAAAAUGUGGAACUCUGGUCAUGUCUGUAGCUUGGUCGGUCAACCAUGAGAUGUCUUGAAAUACAAAUGGGCAGCUCUUUUGGUGAUGGUAUGCUAUAGCAGGCUUUCCGUUUUGUAUCCACAAAGCAUGUCAGUCAUUUUGCUGUGAAAUCGGAGAGACAUGUAUUAGCUCGCCUGUGAUGCCACUGCCUUCACUGCGCAGGCGGCAUGGGAAUACUGUGCUUAGCUGAUGUCAAGUGGAAGAGCUCGUGAAAGUAGACAAAAAUACGUCCAUAGCCAAUGUGUAAUCUGCUUCACACUUUAUGUUGAAGACUUUCUUCAACAAAGUGAGCUUAUCUGGAGAGGAAGGAAAACAUCACUUCAUAUUCAUAUGCAAGCUGAUGCCAUCCUAUUCAGUGUCUUUAUUAAUGUUGCUGCAGCAGGUACCCCAGAGAGUACUUGUUUCUGUAGUGACAGAACUCUGGCAAUGACAUGUUAGAUAGGGGCAGGGGGGAUGAGCCUCCCCCCCUCGGAAAUCUCGGGUGGGGGCUAAUUUAUCUCUAUUACUGCAAUAAGCUUAAUUAGCCUGCAUUUUUCUCCCGCUUUGAUACAUGUGCCACUCCACAUUGAAGCAUAGAACUUUCACUGCCAUUGGAACCCUGCAUUUAUGAAACUUGAGAUGUGACACCGAGCAGGGCGACCACUGCUAAAAAAAUAGAUGUGUGCAUAAGAGACUUCUUUAAGAACUUCAAGUGGGCACUUGUUCUAGUACAUUGUAUUGAAUGUUGCGUAAAUAAGAGUGCCAGGCAUUAGAUAUGUGUUCUUUGCUGCACAUUGUUCUGCUUAAAGCACCGUCAUGCCUGACACAGGACGGGGACGAGCGGCUGCCCUCUCUUGUGUCUGUUGUGUGAACGCUGCGGCUGUGCACCAGGUGUCAACCAACUAGCCCGAGAACGGGUUCUGCUAAAACAUUGUUCUUCUUGGCACAAUGCAAGCAAUGUGAAGCAGAGAGAGACAAGUGUCACUGUCUUAUUCAUAGCGCAACACCCGAUUUGUACAAAUUGCCUGCCUAUUUCACCCAUGACAAACCUAAAUGCACUUUGCACAUGACAAUGACAGGCAAAAUUUGUAAUUUUGCUGCAGUGACCAUUCUAUCAUUCAAAUGCCAUCUGCCAUUGUUAAGGCAAAAUACAAUGUGGCAUUUUGCUGUUACAGUGAGAGAUGGCACUAUUGUUCCACUGCAGUGAAGUUUCCCUUCUGUUUUGUUUGCCGUGUAGAACACAUACUUCUAAUUUAUUGUUGACGAGACAGCCAGUUAAUUCACCCAAACAUAAUAUUAAUUUAAUUGACAGAAAAGCUGCAAAAUGCCUCCUCUAAGUGUAAUUUGGCUGCAAUUUACCCAGAAUAGCUAUGUGUACCUGUUGUUAUUUGUGCAACUUUCUGCACUUACUGCUGCUUCUGGUAUAGAGCCAAGUUCUUAAACACAUUAUAUGUGACGUAUGAACUGUGUGACAUCAUCUUCAAGUUAGUUCUACAUGCGUAUUUUUAGCAGCGUGCAGGUAGAGACAGCCAGUUUUGCAGCAAGUUUUGUCACGAAUGACAGCAGUAGUGUGCGCACAACCUUUGUUGACACGGAACAUUUCUGGUUAUCUGUAAAGUUUGCACAUGAAAAAUGUCAUUGUAUCAUCGCAUUUAUUUUUACUGUUACAGACUCUACAAUUAAGUCUGCCCAAUGAAUUUUAAGAGCUGUGCAAGAUAUUCACUUUCGUGGCAUUCAGCUCGCUCAAGAAGCAGUGUGUAAAAUCGUCUCGACGUGUGUUAGUCCUGCACAAUCAUGGCCACUGCUAAGCAGCACAAACAUGCUCAACUGUAAAACCAAUUGCACCAACUUGCCCCAGAAGAAGUUUUGUUAUUAUAAUGCUCAAUUGUGAUGUGGCAGUAAUGGUUGAAGCUGCUAGAUGAUCUGACUUGUCUAAUGCACUUUUCAUUUGGAACCACUUGUCUCUGGCAGCAUGCAUUGUGCUAUGUGCACAUUCUGCCAGCAGGAAGAUGCCUCUUUGAGACUGCCAUCCUAAGUGAAUACCAUCAGCACAGUUGUGCCAACCUUUAUGUCACAAUUGUACAUAGCAAGUCAUAAUGAUGACAUACUAGGCCAGUGCCUGCAGUGCCAGCCAGUAUAAUAAAAGGAAAGGCACUGCUACUACACAUGCAUUGAAUAACAAGCACUUGUAUACACAUUCGUGUGAUUGACGAGUUGUCCUCUGGCAUUAGAUGCCAGCUGCAUAAGGUUGCUCACUGGCAUAUUCUCCUUUCAACGUGCAACCACCUAGGUGCAAGUACGAAGGUGCCAUCAACGCUGUCAUUUCACUGGUAUCGCUGGCCAGCACGUAGGCACUGCUCUAUAUAGACACUGUACCAAUGACUAUGCAUUCCAGAGUUACUUUAUUUCUCGUGACUAGUCUCUGUGCUCAUUGUUAGCAAAAAAAGAAACAUUAUUUAUUGAAAUGUCUCAGAAAACAUUAGUGUGUGCAUGUGUGAAGUUGUUUGUGGCUUGAAUGUAAUUGAUUAAUGACUGCGUAUUGAGGGCAUUGCUUCAGUAAAUGCCAUGAUUCUUAUGUGUUUUAUAAUGUAUGUAGUAGUGCUAAUAGCCUCUUCACUUGUUUUCAUGCCUUUAAAUUAAGUGACGGGAAUAAAUGCACAAUGCUAAAGGGCAACUCCAGAGUCUGCAGUUUCACAGAAAGAUUUAUCGCAUGCUUUGUCCUUAACAGCAGUGUGCCAUCUUUUUGUUUUGUUUGCAAUAAAUUUUAAAGAGGUGCCA
This is a messenger RNA of Dermacentor albipictus, 8514 nucleotides long. RefSeq lists its product as uncharacterized. The record is from RefSeq and is a predicted model, not a curated record. Lineage: Eukaryota; Metazoa; Arthropoda; Arachnida; Ixodida; Ixodidae.